Trametes versicolor FP-101664 SS1 is the source of this 1179-nucleotide messenger RNA. RefSeq names its product concanavalin A-like lectin/glucanase. The coding region runs from base 1 to 1179 and encodes 392 amino acids. Gene Ontology annotation, biological process: carbohydrate metabolic process. Gene Ontology annotation, molecular function: hydrolase activity, hydrolyzing O-glycosyl compounds. The transcript is spliced from 4 exons. The record is from RefSeq and is a predicted model, not a curated record. Lineage: Eukaryota; Fungi; Basidiomycota; Agaricomycetes; Polyporales; Polyporaceae.
AUGCUCACUGGGGAGGUUGUCAAGCCAUGGGUCACGGACAAGGACUUCUACGAGCAGCUCUCGUACUAUGUCACGUACUUCGUCGCCUUUCUGGGUAUCGCGGGCGCGGUCAUCCGGGUGUACUUCUCGUGGACGCAGACUCCGAACGUCGGCAACCUCUGUCUGAUCAUGGAGGACGAGUUCGAGACGUUUGACACCAAGUACACGUGGUUUCAAGAGGUGGAUAUGGGUGGAUUUGGCAACGGGGAGUUCGAGAUGACGACUAACUCGCCCAACAACUCCUUCGUACAAGACGGCAAGCUCUACCUCGUCCCCACCCUCACUUCAGACGUUAUCGGGAAGGACAACGUCCUCAACGGGUACACGUACAACAUCACUGGUUGCACGUCGGUCAACACGACAUCCGGCUGCGGCGCUGUCUCGAACCUUACCGCCGGCACCGUCAUCAACCCUGUCAUGAGCGCGCGCAUCUCCACCAAGAACAGUCAUCACAUCCAGUACGGGCGUGUUGAGGUCAUCGCAAAGCUCCCUACCGGCGACUGGAUAUGGCCCUCCAUCUGGAUGCUGCCCGUGGAGGAGACGUACGGCGCCUGGCCCGCGUCGGGCGAAAUUGACAUCAUGCAAGCGCGCGGGAACCCGCCCGAAUACCCGGCACAGGGCAUCGACUACGUCCGCGGUUCCCUCCAGUGGGGCCCGUUCACGUGGCUCAACGGCGUGAGCAAGACAUUCGGCUGGUGGACGAACCGGCGCAAGACCUUCGCGGACGGCUUCCAUUCGUAUGCGCUCGAGUGGAGCCCCGAGUUCGUGCGGAUCUACGUCGACUCGCGGCUCACGUACAUGCUCAACAUGAAGUUCGACGAGCCGUUCUUCGACCGCGGCGACUUCCCAGCCAUCGUCCAGAACGGAUCGCAGUUCAUCGAAACGCCGAACCCCUGGUUGACCGGGACGAAGAACGUCGCGCCGUUUGACCAACCCUUCUAUCUGAUCAUGAACGUCGCUGUUGGCGGCACGAGCGGGUGGUUCCCGGACGGCGAUGGCGACAAGCCGUGGCUCGACCACUCUCUGACUGCUAUGCGCGACUUCGCUGAGCGUCAGGAUACGUGGUACGCGACAUGGCCCAAGAACAUCGCUGACCGCUCGAUGGUCGUAGAGUCCGUCAAGAUGUGGCAGAGAUGUUGA